Eruca vesicaria subsp. sativa (arugula) is the source of this 1716-nucleotide messenger RNA. The record is from the annotation of a GenBank genome assembly. NCBI's taxonomy places the organism in Eukaryota, Viridiplantae, Streptophyta, Magnoliopsida, Brassicales, Brassicaceae.
AUGAGAGGAGGCAAAGUCACCGGCAAGAGAAAAGCAACCGAUAUCUUCGGCGGAGCCCUACCGCCACCACCACCAUCAGUAGAACACCACCGUCACAUCCCAAACUCAAGAGACUCCGACGCAAGCUUCGCAAGCAGCCGCCCCUCCUCAAUCGGCCUAACCCGAGAUCUCCACUCAGACAGAUCUCACCAAUCCUCAUCAAUCCGAUCAAUCAACACCUUCCUCGCCUCACACAACUUCCCCAUCUCUCUCCGCGCCAACCCCGUCCCUCCCGUCAAAGACAUCUCCGAAACCCUAAAAUUCCUCCUCUCAACCGUCGAUUGCCCCUGCGACACUCUCAAAUGGGACGAGGACGUCGUCUUCUUCCUUAAAUCGGUUAACUGUCCUUUCAAGCUAACUAAAUCCACUCUCCGCGCUCCCAACUCGCCUCACAAUUGGCCUAACGUCCUCGCCGUGGCGAACUGGUUGGUUCAGUACGCUCGUUUCCGUCAGUAUCUAGCGUCUAACCCCUCGGUGGCUCCGGAUGCUAACUCGAUGCGAUUGUUCGGGUUUCAAAGCUUCCGUCAUUUUAUUCGCAAUGAGGAUGAUUUGGUUAACGAUCUUGAUUCGGAUUUCUUGGGGAAGUUAGAAGCUGAGAAGGCUAGUAUUGCUGAGACUAUCUCUAACUGUGAGAAGGUUUCUGGAGAGUUAGAUACGAAACUCGAUGCUCUGAGGAAAGGUCCCUCGAGGAAAGAGGCUCUUGAGAGAGUUAAAGCUGAGCUUGAGAAAGAUGUGAACAAGUUUUAUACGAUGGUUACGGAGCGUAGUGAGAGGACUCGUGGGAUGGAGAAGGUUGUGGAGGAGAAAGAGAAGGAGUUGGCUGCUAAGGAGGAAGAGAAGGAGAGGAUCUGUGAAGAGAACAAGGGGUUGAAGAAGAGUGUGGAGGAGCAGAGUUUUAAUGUGAGAGAUGUGGAGAGGAUGAAGAGAGAGUUGGUGGCUGUGGAGAGAGGUGUUGAGGAAGCUGAGGUUGCUAGAGAUGGUUGGGAGCAGAAAGCUUGGGAGGUUAACUCGAAGAUUAGUAAUCAGUUUCAUCAGAUUCAGAGGCUUGCUAUUGAUUGUAACCAAGCUAUGAGGAGACUGAAGGUGGAUGUACAGUUUGCUGUGAAUGAGAGAGGGGUUGAGCCUGGUGAGGUGAUGGGUGUGGACUAUAAAGGUGUGGUGAAGCCAGCUCUGUGUUCGUUGUACGACGGGGUUAAAGAAGGGUCGAUGAAGAAGGUGGAGGAGCUUGUUACGUUACAAGAACAGGCUUCUGAGUUGGCGUCCAAGAUGGAGUCAAGAAAGCGUCUUCUCGGGUCGAUUCAGUUGCAGAUCAACGAAGCGGAGGAGAAGAUGAGGAUAGUGAAGAAGGAAGCUCAGGAGUUUGCUGCAAAAUGCGACUUGGAGGUGAAAACAAUGGCGGAGGGUUUGAAAACUGAGGAGAGGAAUCUUGAAGAUGUGGAGAAAGAAGCUGCGGAGAUGUUGAAAGCUUCGGAGGUUAGAUUGGAAGAAGAGGCGAAGCAGAGUGAAGCGGAGGUCCAGGCUACUGCUGCAAAGCUAUUUGCGCUUAUUGAUUCGAUAUCGAAACAUAAGGAGUAUAUGGAUUCGAAGAUCUUGGAGGUGAAAACUCGUGUUGCUGAUACUGCUAGUGCUGUUUCGGAGAUAUAUAAGGCGAGUCUCAAGAAGCAACUUGGUGUGUAG